AACAACUCGGAAUAGAAUCGCGAAAACAGUGAGUGAAAAAUGUUAAGAGCAGCUCAUUUCCCUCCCAUAGCGUCGCCCACAGCUUUCGUUGCUCUUAGGAAAUCUUUGGUUCCAAUCCUCACCAUCUCCUCUUUUCCUUCUUAUAAUUCUCUUCACAGAAUCUCCGCUUUUUCUGCUUCUCACUCUUUCUUCUCCAGACCCAUCACUCCUUCCCGCCCGUUUCCUUCAACACUUACCCUCAGGCAAGUCUCUCCCAUGGUGGGUCAUCCACAACUCAGACUAUCAGCUUCAUUUAACUCCGAGAGUAGCUAUGGAGAUAGCAGAGAAAUAUUGGUACAGCACUUGCUUUUAAAAGUAGACGACCAGAAUCUCUUGGUGGAGCUUCAACAGAGAAUAUCAGGAGGGGAGGAUUUAGGUGAUCUUGCUGUUGAAUACUCGAUAUGUCCGUCCAAGCAAGAGGGAGGAAUGCUUGGAUGGGUAAGAAAGGGACAAAUGGUGCCAGAAUUUGAGGAGGCUGCUUUUAGUGCACCUUUAAACAAAGUCGUGAAAUGCAAAACUAAUUUUGGAUGGCACUUGUUACAAGUUCUAUCUGAGAGGGAAGAGUCAUUGCUUAAAGACAUUCAACCAGAGGAGUUUCGAGCAAAAAUGCAGGACCCUAGUUUCAUUGAAGAGUCUCAGUUGAUCGAUGUCAGGGAACCUGAAGAAGUGUCUCAAGCAUCUUUACCAGGAUUCCAAGUUCUUCCUCUACGCCAGUUUGGAAGUUGGGGGCCUGAAAUAACUACCAAACUUGAUCCAAUGAAGGAUACAUAUGUCAUGUGUCACCAUGGCAUGCGAUCGUUACAGGUUGCAAAGUGGUUACAGACUCAGGUUAAUGUUAUUAUCUUUACAUUCUCCGUUUUACUUGUUAUCUUCACAGUUCUUGGAUGUGUUUAUUCGUAAUUCACAUUUGCUUUCAGCUCCUCACUC
Hibiscus syriacus is the source of this 966-nucleotide messenger RNA. RefSeq names its product rhodanese-like/PpiC domain-containing protein 12, chloroplastic. Lineage: Eukaryota; Viridiplantae; Streptophyta; Magnoliopsida; Malvales; Malvaceae. Gene Ontology annotation, molecular function: peptidyl-prolyl cis-trans isomerase activity. The transcript has 7 exons. The record is from RefSeq and is a predicted model, not a curated record. The coding region runs from base 40 to 939 and encodes 299 amino acids.